UCACCCGGCAUUCGAUAUCUCACCGCAAUUGCCGCCAUUGAACAGGGAGGAAAAUUCCAUGGCCUCGCCAGUCGCGUGAACCUUUGUUCAACUUGUCGGUUGCUGCAACCUGCCGCGCUUGUCAAGGCGCCUGUGACGCGUUUUCGUCACCGGAGCAAAGAUGGGCAUCAACGGUCUUCUCCCCCUGCUAAAAUCCAUCCACCGCCCUGCCGAACUCAGGAAGUACGCGGGCGAAACGCUGGGCAUCGACGGCUAUGGAUGGCUUCAUCGAGGUGCUAUCGCUUGCGCCAUUGACUUGGCUCAAGGCAAGCCAACCCGCAAAUAUGUCGACUUUGCGAUGCACCGCGUCAAAAUGUUCAAGCACUUUGGCGUGACGCCCUAUGUUGUCUUUGACGGCGACUAUCUUCCCAGCAAGGCCAAGACGGAACUGGACCGCGAGAGCAGACGAGAGGCGAGCAGGAAGACAGGCCUAGAACUCCUCAAGGCCGGCAAACCAUCACAAGCCCACAUUGAACUCCAAAAGGCCAUCGACGUCACACCAGAAAUGGCCCGCCAUCUGAUCGACGAGCUGAAAAAGGCCAAUGUUCCAUAUGUCGUUGCGCCGUACGAAGCAGAUGCACAGUUGAUCUACCUCGAGCGCCAGGGCAUCAUCAGUGGCAUUGUUUCGGAGGAUUCUGAUUUGUUGGUUUUUGGAGCUAAGCGCCUCUUAACCAAGAUGGAUCAGUACGGACAAUGUAUCGAAAUCAACCGCAGCCAGUUUUGUGCUGUCCGAGAGAUCUCCUUGACGGGAUGGACGGAUGCCGAGUUCCGCCAGAUGGCCAUCUUCAGCGGCUGCGACUACCUCGACAGCCUUCCCAGCAUGGGUCUCAAGACGGCGCACCGCAUGAUUCGAAAGCUCAAGACGCCUGAGCGUAUCGUCAAGAAGAUCCAGUUCGACGGCAAAAUCCGAGUCCCCGAUGACUAUCUCGAAAGGUUUAAGCAGGCCGAACUGACUUUCAUCUACCAACGCGUGUUUUGCCCAGAGAAGCAAGCGGUGGUGUGCUUGACAGAACCCGACGAGUCUAUCAAUGUCGACACUAUGCCGUACAUCGGCGCACCCAUCGAUGCCAAGCUAGCUCGCGCCAUCGCUGUUGGUGAUGUUAACCCGAUCACCAAGGAGCGAAUCAUUAUCACAGCAACCUCCCCCAGCAAGAGAAGGAUCAGCCAGGUCUUCACUUCCGCUUACGGUGAAGGCAAGAAAAUGGGAAAGCCUAUCGACCAGUACUUCAAGGACCGCCGGAUUCCCCUCGGAGAGAUGGACCCCAACUGUUUCAACGUCGAGCCUGACAAUGGUGAACAAGAGGCGACCACCGAACCUCGCCCUAUCGUAUUUCCGUUGCCGAGACCGUAUGUGGAGGAUGUGGGAACAUCGGCAGCUCCUACUCGGCGCUACACAACUCAAAACAGCCGACGCAAGAGUGAGCCCAUAUCGAAGCUUCUGGCUUCGUUUGACGACACAUCCAGCGUCACAUCCCGACGACAGACAACAGGAGCAGGAUUCGAGGUAUUCACGGACACUGACCCUGCCAUCUCCACAAGACCGCCAAAGAAAGCGCGACUGUGUGCAGACGCAGUGUCGGAAGAUGCCGUCACUGCUACCCCCGAGAAAAGUAAGUUCUUCCCUCAAAGCAAGGCGAAGAAGGCGGCAGCUAGGAAGUCGGAGUCUUUCAUCAUGUCGGAUGAUUCUAUCGAGGAAGCUUUCCGGAGCGUUCCGGAUGCUGUAUGGAGUUCGUCAAAGGCUCGUCGUCGGAGCGGAAAGGUUCAGUUUGUUGAGGAGUCAUCGUCCUCUGAACCAGUGUCUCAGGAGAAGGAGGAGCAAGAGUUUGAGGAGCCGUCUCUUCCUGUGAUGCCAGUUGCCGCCAUUGAUGCCAGCAGCGAUGCCAAGGACGAAGUGGAAGUCCCUGGAUCAUCACCGCAAGAAGCCAUCACCAAGAAGACUGUGAAAUCCCAGACCCCGCUGGGCCCUCGGCUCCGGCAAUUCUCGUAUCAACCAGGUAAACCCGGUGCUCGCAUUGUCGACGGUCUACCCACACCUUCCUCAACCCAAGAGAGACCUGCUGCGAUGCGUAGAUCAUCGUUGAAUCCAAGCACCCCCAUGUUGACUCCGUUGCAACGCAUGGGAGCCCGGGCUCUGAAGCAAGUUACACCCCGCGCCACGCCUCCUAGCAGCGUCCGCGCACGUAAAUCGAGCAAGCCAAGCGAAUCUCUCGGCUCACUUCCGGUGGAUCCCGCCGCCGUUCCGUUGCCGUUGGUCGACUUUGCUGAAGUUAGAGCCCUGAACAUGCCCCUUCAGGGCAGCGAGGAUCAGAUCAUUCCGGAGAGUGAUGGAGAAGCGGAUUUGGGCACGACAGCAACUCGUCCGCGGCUCAACUUGUCGCAGUACCUGUAUUCGUAGGCCUUAAAUUUGGGCUUUCAGGUGUAUAUAAGGAGACACCAGAUAUGUGUGCAUAGCGCUCGGCGUACCGGUAAGGAAGGA
Neurospora tetraspora is the source of this 2515-nucleotide messenger RNA. RefSeq lists its product as uncharacterized. Gene Ontology annotation, cellular component: nucleus. The record is from RefSeq and is a predicted model, not a curated record. The transcript has 2 exons. Bases 161 to 2434 code for a protein of 757 amino acids. Gene Ontology annotation, biological process: mismatch repair; DNA recombination; DNA double-strand break processing. NCBI's taxonomy places the organism in Eukaryota, Fungi, Ascomycota, Sordariomycetes, Sordariales, Sordariaceae. Gene Ontology annotation, molecular function: 5'-flap endonuclease activity; DNA binding; metal ion binding.